CUUGUCACCUGUGUCCUGGUCAUGAUCACCUCGGAAGAUGCCUCUCAGCCGCAAAAUGACUCAACAGAACAAUGCUUACCUACUCUCAGUAACCUCCAAGGAAAUUGUAAAGAACGUGAGUCGCGCCUACGGUUCAGUCAAACAAAAACAAAGACAAAGAUGAUGAUGAAUUGACGCCCGGACGCCGCUACUAAAUGACGAAGACAGCAAGAUGAGCACGCCACACCUGAGUUGAUCCAAGUUGAGCACACUUACUCCAUACCUGAGUUGAUCCAAGUUGAGCACACUUACUCCAUACCUGAGUUGAUCCAAGUUGAGCACACUUACUCCAUACCUGAGUUGAUCCAAGUUGAGCACACUUGCAAUGGCGCUAACCAGAUCAAUGGUUUUGCUCCUGACGUACGCCGCACUCGCAGCGGCGACGAUGCGACGACCGGAAGAGAGGACACAGGCGGUCAAGGCGCCAUCAGUGCCAUACCUCGCCGGAGGCCAAGAAGCCGAAGCCGAAGCGGUAGCGGCUACCUCCUCGCCGGCCUCACCAAUCACCGACGUCGAGGUCUUCAUCCCGGCACCGCCGCCUCUGCCUGGCAUGCCCGCGUUACCGCCGUUGCCCGGCUCCCCGGGCAUGGCAGGCGCGCCAUCGCCUUCGCAGCAGCCGGCCAGUUGCUUGGGAGCGCUCGGGCGUGUGAUAACAUGCGCGCCGUACCUCACCGACUCCGUACCCGUGCCGCCGAGUACAUGCUGCGACGGCUUCAGGUCGCUCGUCGGCAGCAGCGCCCGGAUCUGCUUGUGCCAUGCCAUCAUCGGCAACUUGAGUACAUUGGCCGGGGGGGAGAUCGACCAGCUUCGCUUGCUCGUGCUGCCUCUGACGUGUAGCACGUUCGUGCCCCCGGACUUGCUUCUCAUGUGCAUCCUGUCUCCGGUGCCGCCGAUUAUGCCUCAGCACUACCGCGCCGGUGUCGGAGAAAGGCUCGGUGCUCUCGGCGGCUAGGCCAUUGGCGUGCUCUGGAAAAGAAGGAGGAGUGUCUAUUUAGAAGUCGACUGAAAUUGAAUUAGGCUUCAGUCGAAUUCCUGUAUGUCUAUCAUCUAUGUUCCCCGCGCACUGCAUGUAUGUCAAUUUUCAUCUGAUAUCUCA
This is a messenger RNA of Aegilops tauschii subsp. strangulata, 1135 nucleotides long. NCBI's taxonomy places the organism in Eukaryota, Viridiplantae, Streptophyta, Magnoliopsida, Poales, Poaceae. The record is from RefSeq and is a predicted model, not a curated record.